AUGGCGUUGGAGAGGGUGUCUCCUGUUGGGGAUGCACUGGCUGAGGAAUUACAACUGCAGGAAGUCAUUCUGUUCUCUGCCUUCCAAGAAAUGGUCAUACAGGACACAUCAGUUGAUUCCCUGCUCGACGAUUUGUUCAUGCAAGAUCACAUGACAGAAGCAUCAGAAAGGCCCUCCACCUCUGCUGAUGCAGGGCAAUCAUCAUCGUCGAUUCCACCACCGGGUGAUGAAUUCUACUGCCCGAUUUGCAUGGAAAGCAUGCCCAGCAGUCGCAAGUUCGGCGUCAGCUCAUGUGGCCACAACUUCUGCCUGACCUGCAUCGGCCAGUAUAUCGCUACCAAGAUCGGUGAGAACGUUGUCCACGUCAAAUGCCCCGAGCCCAGCUGCGGAGACGGCACGAUCGAGCUGGCGGACUGCUGCGGCGUCAUCCCCUCGGAGCUGUUUAGCAGGUGGGAUGUUGCGCUGUGCGAGCUGACGCUCGGCGAGCAGAGGCUCUACUGCCCGUUCAGAGACUGCUCCGCAGGGCUUGUAGUCGAGGACGGCAACGGCAACGGUGCCAUCGUGGAAGCCGAGUGCCCGCACUGCCACCGGCUGUUCUGCGCCCAGUGCAUGGUGCCAUGGCACGACGGCAUCGGCUGCGAGGAGUUUCAGGGGCUCAGGGAAGACGAGCGGGGCCGGGAGGACGUGAUGGUGAGGCGGCUCGCUGGCGAACAGAGGUGGCAGCGGUGCCCCCAGUGCAGGAUGUACGUGGAGAAGUCUGAGGGAUGUAUGUUUAUCAAGUGCAGGUUCUAUGCUACACCAAGAACCAAGCUGAUCAUGGUCCCCGACUCCCCAUGA
Miscanthus lutarioriparius is the source of this 837-nucleotide messenger RNA. The record is from the annotation of a GenBank genome assembly. Lineage: Eukaryota; Viridiplantae; Streptophyta; Magnoliopsida; Poales; Poaceae.